Messenger RNA from Camellia sinensis, 1596 nucleotides. Lineage: Eukaryota; Viridiplantae; Streptophyta; Magnoliopsida; Ericales; Theaceae. The record is from RefSeq and is a predicted model, not a curated record.
AUGAAAGUGAGCAAACCGUUGCAGUUCUUUAUCAGAAAUUGCUUCACGAAUAGUAAUCAGAACUCUCUAAUUGCUCGGAUUGUCAGUACUUUCAACAUUCUCUUCAAUGGCUUGCCAGCCUUCAGGGUCGAAAACUCUCAGAAACGCUCUUAUUCUGAUUUUCCAGUACAAGUAAUUACUCCUAUCAAAGGAGACGUGUCAGGAGGGUGUGUGAGGAAAGCGCCUUUACAAUGUGGCAAUGAUAGUCAAGCCAAUGGACAGAGUGACCAUGAUGGGUGUUCAAUAUGGAGUGAAGAUCUCUUUAACGUUGAACAGCUGAAAGAUGAUGACCCUGAUAGGAGUGAUUUCUAUCUAAAACUUUCUGCUUCUGCAUUUCUUAGUGAAGGUAAGAAUAAUGGAAUUGUUGCAAUUGUUUUGAUUCAAGAAGGAAGAGGUGGAAUGGUUUAUUCUAGCACUUGCAGUUUCCAUGACACUGUUGACUUCAACCUUGUUUUAUUGUUUGUUGAGGAGGACAAUGCCACAAAACAAAGCAUUGGAGUUGCCAACUGCACACUAAAUGAAGCCAGUAAGGAUCUUAUUGGUGGGAAGAAGGAAGUUGCUUUACCGUUGUUCAGUUUCACUAGUGUAUCUUCUGCUACCGAUAACUUCUUUGAUGCAAAUAAGCUUGGAGAGGCUGGUUUUGGACCUGUUUACAAGGGAAAGUUACUAAAAGGAUAUGAGGUGGCCGUGAAAAGGCUUUCAAGGAAAUCUAGACAAGGAUUGGAGGAAUUACAGAAUAAGGCUAUGCUCAUAGUAAAACUUCAACACAAGAAUCUUGUGAGACUACUGGGCUGCUGCAUUGAAAGAGAUGAAAAGAUUUUAAUCUACGAGCAUAUGCCCAACAAAAGCUUGGAUUUCUUCCUUUUUGAUCCAAUCAAACAUGGGAUACUAAAUUGCGAGUUACGCGUUAACAUCAUUGAAGUAAUUGCUCAAGGGUUUUUCUGUCUUCACCAGUAUUCAAGGUUACAAAUCAUCCAUAGAGAUUUGAAAACUAGCAACAUUUUGUUGGAUAAAGAUAUGAACCCAAAAAUUUCUGAUUUUGGGAUGGCAAGAAUUUUCAGUGGAAAUGGAUCACAAGCAACCAAUCGAAUUGUUGGCACGUAUGGUUAUAUGUCACCUGAGUAUGCUUUCGAUGGUCUUUUCUCAAUCAAAUCUGAUGUCUUCAGUUUUGGAGUCUUGUUGUUAGAGAUUUUGAGUGGCAAAAAAAAUACACACUUUUAUCUAACUAACUCCGUCAAUCUUCUUGUAUAUGCAUGGGACUUGUGGAAGAGUGGCAUGGGACAGGACCUGAAGGACCCAAUAUUGGGAGACAUACUUUCUACACGUAUGCUGUUGAGGUACAUAAACAUUGGACUUCUUUGUGUUCAAGAAAGUGUAGUUGAUAGGCGUACCAUGUCUAGUGUUGUAUCAAUGCUUAGCAAUGAACUUGUGCUUUUACCUUCUUCGAAACAACCUGCAUUUUCAACUAUUACAAGUGUGCCUGAUUGGACAUCAUGCAAAAUCCCAGAAAUAUGUUCGUUGAACGACGUGACGGUUUCAGUUCUUGAAGCCUGGUAA